Molecule: messenger RNA, 2421 nt
Organism: Abrus precatorius (Indian licorice)
Lineage: Eukaryota; Viridiplantae; Streptophyta; Magnoliopsida; Fabales; Fabaceae
Product: cation/H(+) antiporter 15-like
Exons: 3
Coding region: 1-2421 (806 amino acids)
Biological process (GO): proton transmembrane transport; regulation of pH
Cellular component (GO): membrane; endomembrane system
Molecular function (GO): antiporter activity
Source: RefSeq, a predicted model, not a curated record
AUGGAGGUAGCACACGACAACCUUAAUCACAAUGUCAUGCAUGUUGCAACUGAUCAGCCAGACAUGCAGUUUGAAGGGUCUUUCAUCUGUGAAACAGUUGAACGCAUCAACUCAAAUGGUCUAUGGUUUGGAGAUGACCCUCUUGCCUAUUCUGUUCCUCUCUUCUUGCUUCAGCUUCUCCUCAUGUUCAUCUUCACCCACUUCAUUUCCCUUGUUCUCAAACCCUUUGGUCAACCCUCUUUUGUUUCUCAGAUUCUUGGUGGUGUGACUUUAGGUCCUUCUAUUCUUGGGCGCAAUUCAGCAUUCACUGACAAGGUUUUCCCAUCAAAAGGAAGAAAUGUGCUUGACACCAUAGCAUUUUUUGGUUUUAUGUUAUUCAUCUUCUUAAUUGGGGUAAAGAUAGAUCCAACCAUCAUUUUUAGAUCAGGUAAAAGGAUUUUUGCCAUAGGAGUUUUAGGCUUCUUUGUUCCUUACAUUCUUUCUGGAACGGUUGGCCUCAUCCUCAGUCACUUUGCAUCAUUGGAUAAUGAUGUUUCCAAAGUGCUUCCUACUGUGGUGGAAAUUCAAUGUAUCACAGCCUUUCCAGUAAUUUCUUGUUUUCUUGCUGAAUUUCACAUCCUCAAUUCAGAGAUUGGGCGGUUGGUCACUUCUUCUUCAUUAGUGUGUGAUGUCUGCUUCUCUUUAGUCGUGGCAAUUAAGUUUGCUGCAAAGUUAUCCUUCACAAAGUCAAUAGGAGUAACUAUUGGCUCUUUGUUUUCCAUCGCUCUUCUUAUUGUGUUCAUUGUGUUUGUAGUUCACCCAGCUGCAUUAUGGGCAAUUCAUCAAUCACCAGAAGGGAAACCUGUUCAGGAAAUUUACAUUUGUGGGGUUUUUCUAACACUAAUAUUCUGUGGAUUUGUGGGUGAAGUUGUUGGCAUGAAUGCAGUUUUUGUAUCUUUCAUGGUGGGGCUGGCUAUACCAGAUGGUCCACCAUUAGGAGCAGCAUUGGUAGAUAAGCUUGAUUGUUUUGUUUCAGUAGUGUUCAUGCCUACCCUUUUUACCAUAGUUGGAUUAAGGACAGAUGUAUUUGCCAUACAGAAGAUGAAGAAUUUUGGUGCAAUUCAGUUAAUUAUUUGGAUUAGUUUUUGUGGUAAAAUUGUAGGGGCGUUGUUGCCUCUCCUUUUCUGGAAGAUGCCGUUUCGUGAUGCCUUUUCUCUCGGUCUUAUAAUGAACUGCAAAGGCACUGUUGAAUUGGCCUUGUUGAUUAACUUGAAAUUAAAAAAUGUCAUUAACGAUGAAUGCUUUUCAAUUUUGGUUCUUACUUUAGUGCUUAUAACUGGUAUUGUGUCACCUGUGGUGAAAGCUCUAUAUGAUCCUUCUAGGAGGUUCCUUGCUUACAGAAGGAGGACAAUUAUGCAUCACCGGGAUGAUCAAGAAUUGCGCAUACUAGCUUGCAUUCAUAAACAGGACAAUGUUCUAGCUAUUUUGAAUCUCCUUGCUGCUUCCAAUCCCACUGAAGCAAGCCCCUUUGAUUUAGUUGUGCUCCAUCUUAUUAAGCUUGUUGGGAGAGCUUCCUCUCUUCUUGUAGCACAUAUGCCGUGCGAAAAGCCUCGUGAACAUCCUUCUCAAACUGAAAAGAUUUUCAAUUCAUUCAAGAAAUUUGAAGAUGCAUAUAGGAGCAAGGUUGCAUUCCAUUUCUACAAAGGCAUUUCUCCCUAUGCUACAAUGCACAAUGAUGUAUGCUACUUGGCACUUGAAAAGAGAACAACUUUUAUUAUCAUACCUUUUCAUAAGCAGUGGAUAAUUGGAGGGUCAACAGAGUCAUCCUUUGCUUAUAAGCAGCUCAACAAGAAUGUUCUAGAGAAAGCUCCUUGCUCAGUUGGUGUCCUCAUUGAUCGUGGCAGUCAGAAGAUGUUUUGGUGUGGCUAUAUGAAGGAAUCAAUAUAUCAUGUGGCUAUGCUUUUCUUUGGUGGUGCAGAUGAUAGAGAAGGACUUUCAUGUGCAAGGCGCAUGUUAGAUCAAUCUAAUGUACAUAUUACUCUCUUUCAUUUUUCAUCUUCAACAACAGAUAUUGUUGGUGGAACAGAAAGGAGCAAAAUGCUUGAUACCCAAAUCUUGAGUGAAUUUAGGCUUAAGGCCUUUAGGAAUGAAAGAGUUUCUUACAAAGAUGAGUUAGUAACGAAUGGAAGGGAUGUGCUUUCAGUUAUUGAAUGCAUGGAAAGUUGUUAUGACCUUGUCAUUGUUGGGAGGAGCCAUGCACAGUCACAACUAAUGUCUGAACUUACAAAAUGGAAGCAUGGAGAGUUAGGAAUUGUGGGAGAGAUUCUUGCCUCCUUGAACAUUAAAGCCAAAUCGUCAAUUUUAGUGGUGCAACAACAAACUAGAUUUUGGGGAUCACGUGAUCCUGAGGAGUCAACACAUUUGAGAACAGUAAAUUUAUAA